AUGAAUUCUUUAUAUGAACUCGAUCCUAAAUGGAAGAAGCUAUUGAAAACAGACAAUUUUCUGGGCGGAUUAACGGUCAAUGAAUUCGUCCAGGAAUUGAGCAAAGACCAUCGUAAUGACGUGUUAGUUGAUACGAACACGAAAAAUCUUACAACUAAUGAAAAAGAUCAGGAUGCAAUUAGAGAGGCUAUCUGGAAGCAAUUAGAUCCGAAACCGUACAUUAGAACUUUUGAAUCUACCUUGAAGGAACUGAAAAACUUAAAUGAGGAAACAUUAAAUAAAAGACAGUAUUAUUCCGAACAAGUCGCUAGUCAAGAAGUCAUACAUUCAGAAAAUGUCAUAAAAUUAUCUAAAAAUUUGCACACAACUUUACUCACUUUUGACAAACUAGAUGAUCGUUUGACAAAUGUUACUCAAGUUGUUUCACCAUUGGGUGAUAAAUUAGAAACAGCAAUCAAGAAGAAACAAAACUAUAUUCAAAGUGUAGAAUUGAUUCGUAGGUACAACGACUUCUAUUCCAUGGGAAAAUCGGAUAUAAUUGAACAAUCAAGGCUGUCUAAAAAUUGGAAGUUAAAUUUGAAGUCUGUGAAAUUAAUGAAGAAUCUACUAAUAUUAUCAUCCAAACUGGAGACAAGUUCAAUACCAAGAACGAUUAACACAAAGUUGGUUAUUGAAAAAUACUCUGAAAUGAUGGAAAAUGAGCUGUUAGAGAAUUUUAAUUCAGCCUAUAGAGAGAAUAAUUUUACUAAAUUAAAUGAAAUUGCCAUAAUUCUCAACAAUUUUAAUGGCGGUGUUAAUGUCAUUCAAAGCUUCAUCAACCAGCACGACUAUUUCAUUGAUACCAAACAGAUUGACUUGGAGAAUGAAUUUGAGAAUGUUUUCAUAAAGAAUGUGAAGUUUAAAGAAGAGCUGAUUGAUUUUGAAAACCACAGUGUUAUUGUUGAAACAUUCAUGCAACGUUUAAUUAAUGAUGUGGAAACUGUAAUAAAAAAUGAAUCCAAGAUUGUUAAAAGGGUCUUUGAAGAAAAGGCUACUCAUGUGAUACAGCUGUUUAUUCAAAGAGUUUUUGCUCAAAAGAUUGAACCAAGAUUUGUAGUUUUAUUGAGGAAUUCUCUCUCAAUCUCAAAUUUGGCUUACGUAAGAAUAUUACAUGGACUUUUUACUUUAUUUGGUAAGUUCACUAAAAGUUUAAAUGAUUAUUUUCAACUACUGGAAAUUGACGAUAGCAAUCAAGUUUUAUCAACAACCUUGGAACAAUGCUUUGCUGAUUUGUUUUCUCAUUAUCUAUAUGAUAGGUCUAAAUAUUUUGGUAUUGAGAAAAGAUCUUUAGAAACGAUCCUAGUGGAAAUGACAUCCAAGUUCACUGUCAACUAUGAUAAGGAAAUCAACAAGAGGAUUCUAUUAGAGAAGUAUAAAGAGAAACUAUCAACCAACGUGGAUGCAUUCAUGCAUUCUCCCAGAGGAAAUACACACUCUCGUCAAGAUUCAACAUCAAGAAGUAAAUUAUCACAGUUUAAUUCCUUUUUGAAAACUCACUUAGAUAAAGAUCAUUUGAGUCUAAACCGUACAAAUACUUUGAGCGAUUCUUUUAACAAUAGCUCUUCUUCUACACAGUAUGAUGUAACAAACAACUCUUCAAGUUUGAUAAAUUCAAAUAUUAUAACAAGCGAUAUUGAUAACAGUCCAAACAGUCCGGCGAAUUAUUCUUUGAACGAUGUCGAUUCUAUGUUAAAAUGUGUAGUGGAGUCUACCGCAAGAGUGAUGGAACUAAUUCCAAAUAAGGCGCAUCUAUACAUUCUAGAAAUAUUAAGAAUAAUGUUUUUAGGAAUUGUUGAUUCGUACAUGGAAAUUGCAUUAGAAGUUGCCUACUGGAAAGUUUGUAAAGUUGAUAUUAACAAGACAGCGGGAGUGGUAAACCUGAAUUUCUUAAAAUUUAUCUCAAUGAGCACGGAGAUAUUGGAUUUAUUGUCGAUUUCUAUCAAAUCCAUUUUCUUACCAUUAUUAAAUAAUUCACCAGAAAUCAAAGCACAAAUUAUUGAGAUGACAAAUUCACAAAUUCAAAAGAUGGAGAUACUGAUCAAUAUAAUCUUACAAGAGACCAUUACAGUGAUUUCAACUAAAUUUUCCACAAUUUUGUGUAAGCAAAAGAAGAAGGAUUUUGUGCCAAAAUCUCAAGAGCUAUUGGAUCAGGAUACCUUACCGGCAAUUGAAAUUGUCAAUAUUUUAAACUUAAUCUUUGAACAAUCUUCGAAGUUUCUCAAAGGAAAAAAUUUACAAACAUUUUUAACAUUAAUUGGGGAAGAGUUGUACAGUUUACUACUGUCGCAUUAUUCACACUUCCAAGUAAAUUCCGUGGGCGGUGUUGUAGUUACAAAGGAUAUUAUAGGCUACCAGACCGCGAUAGAAGAAUGGGGGGUGGCAAACUUGAUAGACAAAUUCGCUACUCUGAGAGAACUCGCGAAUCUAUUUACCGUUCAACCUGAAUUAUUAGAAUCACUAACCAAAGAGGGUCAUUUAGCAGAUAUUGGAAGAGAUAUUAUCCAAAGCUACAUUUCCAACAGAGAGGACUUCAACCACGACAAUUUCAUCAAUAGCGUUAAAUUGAAUUUUAGAUAA
Saccharomyces paradoxus is the source of this 2616-nucleotide messenger RNA. It is a transcript of the gene SEC10, whose product is annotated as exocyst subunit SEC10. Gene Ontology annotation, cellular component: cytoplasm; exocyst. The transcript has a single exon. The coding region runs from base 1 to 2616 and encodes 871 amino acids. The record is from RefSeq and is a predicted model, not a curated record. NCBI's taxonomy places the organism in Eukaryota, Fungi, Ascomycota, Saccharomycetes, Saccharomycetales, Saccharomycetaceae. Gene Ontology annotation, biological process: Golgi to plasma membrane transport; exocytosis.